Messenger RNA from Nymphaea colorata (pocket water lily), 1577 nucleotides. Its product is annotated as probable transmembrane ascorbate ferrireductase 4. The transcript is spliced from 4 exons. Gene Ontology annotation, molecular function: oxidoreductase activity. NCBI's taxonomy places the organism in Eukaryota, Viridiplantae, Streptophyta, Magnoliopsida, Nymphaeales, Nymphaeaceae. The record is from RefSeq and is a predicted model, not a curated record. Bases 122 to 820 code for a protein of 232 amino acids.
GGAUGGAUAAAGGAACAGUGUGCAGCCCCAGCUCCACUUUAACCACUGCAGCGUUAAAGAGUAAAGAGAACAAGAGAACAAGCAAGACUUUCCUUCUUGGUGUCUCCGCUUGCGGCGUUCCAUGGCUACUUUCACCAAGCCAUUCUAUGCUCUGCUCUUCCUUGCUAGACUCACAUCUGUCAUUGUGGCAGUGCUGGUGCUCAUCUGGGCGUUCAGAUUCAGGACAUCCUUCCUGCUUCCUUCUUCCUCCAAGACGGACACAGUCUACAGUGUGUUGCACCCUCUUGUAAUGGUCAUCGGCUUCAUACUUGUCAGUGGGGAAGCUAUUCUUAUACAUAAAGCUCUGCCAAGUUGGUCUAGAAAUUUCAAGAAAUCUCUGCAUCUAUUUCUGCAAGCAGUGGCUCUGGGUUUAGGAUUCUUCGGCAUCUGGAUCAAGUUCUAUAAGUACAAGGGUUUUGCCAAUUUCUACAGCCUGCAUUCUUGGAUGGGCUUGAUCUGUAUGUGCUUGUUUGUCUCCCAGUGGAUCGUUGGAUUCAUGAGUUUUUGGCACAGAGGAGAAGUGCGUGGAGUGAGGGUUUAUGUCCUGCCAUGGCAUGUCUUUGUUGGCCUCUACACAUAUGCAUUGUCCGUGGCAACAGCUGAAACUGGGCUCCUGGAGAAGCUCACAUUCUUGCAGGGCAAAGGUUUGGUGUUAAGGAACUCUCCAGAGUCCAUGGUUGUUAAUUUCUUAGGUCUUGGGCUGUCUCUGCUCGGUGCCCUUGUCAUCCUUGCUGCUGUAUGUCAAAACCCUACUAACAUCGCUCACAUUAUUGGAAAGUAACUGUUCUUUUCCGCCUUCUUCCACAGGCCAAAGAGUUGGCAGAAGAAGUAUUCCGAGAAAAAGAAAAAGAGUUCAUGCUCGCUAGCUUUCCUUUCCUCAGCAUUAUUUUCUUUUUCCUGCUGUGAUCAAUGUGCAGAUUUUGGGGAAGAGUCUGCUUCACGCUUGCGCUGUUGCAAGUAGUUGUUGUCUCGAGGCACAAGCCUACCGACACCUGAACUUCAACAUUUUUUUAUGGACCCUACCCAUGUGAGACGAUGAUGGAUAAUAGCCGAAAUUUUAUUGCAAGAAAGUGAGACGACAAACCUGUACUCCUGCGACCAGAAUGAAAAGUUUAAAAGGAAACAGGCGCAAACUGAACGUUGGGAAACUCUCUCAAUAGCUUCUCUUUUGUUCAUGAAGGGGACCGAGUUUUUACGGUGAGAUUUCUUGAACGCAAAUGUCAAGAGUAAAGCAUCUCAAAACGGUCAAUGCAGACAUUACUGGGCUUCUAGAAGUAUAUGAUCCGAUUGUUGGUGUACUGUUUCUUUGGUCUGGUUGUGCUUGUGCCCGACUUGGGCCUGGUUGAGCUCUGUCCAUGGCCGUCUCUCAAUUAUCAGGAACCAUUAAGGGAGAGCAUCUUUUAUUGUAACGAGGAUCAGCAGGCAACCUUUCCUUUUAAGGGUUGUCAGGCCAUGGGGUUUUUUUUAUUUGGACUGUGUAAACUUGGCUGGAUUCCAACAAUGGCGGCCACUUGUUAACGGUUCCUUUUGUAGGCCCA